AUGCGUGGGACCAUGGAAGAAGGAGACAGGCCAAAACUCAGGUACUUGCUGAAUGGAGACGGUGAAGAGUCUAUCCUACAGGAACUACGACGCCAGUUGUGUGAGAUGCGGGAUUUCCUUGAGAUCGAACUUUCCCAUCAUAGAGAGGUCCUGGACAAUCUCAACAACCAAACGGCGAAGGCAUCAUUUCAAUCGGCUUCCCGUGAUGAGCAGUCGGAAGAGCAAGUGGAUGAGAGUGAAUGUGAAAUUGAGGAAAGACAAAGCAACACGUUCUCCAACGAUGUGGUUCAAACUGGCGAAAAUAUUCCCGCUCAAGCUGAGUCUGGUGGGCGGAGUUCCUUUGUAGAAGCUGCACUGCUUCCCAUUAAGGCAAAAGCCCAGAUGCAAUCCUACAAGUUACGAGUCAGCAAAAAUGCAGUUGCUGCGCGGCAGGAGGUUCUUGAAAAAACUUGGCGCACAAAGGUGAACGACACAGUCUUUUCGCCAGGUUUUUCUGGGUUCAUUACCGUGCUAAUCCUGGUGAAUGUCAUUCUUCUCGGUGUUGAAGUUGACGUCUCUGCUUCACUGGAAUUGUCUGAGGUGCCCAGUUGGUUUGGCACAGUCAAUGCAAUCAUCGUAUUUGUGUUUGUUAUUGAAAUAGGCCUGAAACUGUUUGCAUUGGGAUGCCGAGAAUUCUGGCGGGGCCGUGACGCUACAUGGAAUAUCCUGGAUUUUGUGAUUGUGUCCAUUUCGGUGGCUGAUGUUUCUCUUGACCUUUUGGCGCACAUGCUUUCCUCUUCGUCUCUGAACACCGGCCAUUUGCGGCUGGUGCGAUCGAUCCGCUUGGCCCGUGCUCUUCGAGGCGUGAAAGUCGUACGUAUCUUCCGCUACAUCACUGCUCUGCGAACAUUGGCUUUGUCCAUCAUCAGCACGAUGGGUUCUUUGUUUUGGACUCUGAUGCUGUUGAUCAUGGUGUUUUACUUCUUUGCGGUGGUGAUUACCCAGCUGGUCACAGACCACUGCCGCAACUUAAGGAGUGAAACUGAUGCGAAAUGCUCGGAUCUACUGCAAAAAUACUGGGCUUCUGUUGGCGAAAGCAUGCUGACACUCUUCAUGGCGAUCACCAACGGUGUGAGCUGGGAUGAUGCGAUUCGCCCGCUCCGAGAGUUUUCUUACGUCGCCGUAGCAUUUGUGUGUGCCUAUAUAACAAUCGCCGUGUUUGCCAUACUCAACGUUGUUACUGGCGUGUCUGACUUACAAUAG
This is a messenger RNA of Durusdinium trenchii, 1242 nucleotides long. NCBI's taxonomy places the organism in Eukaryota, Dinophyceae, Suessiales, Symbiodiniaceae. The record is from the annotation of a GenBank genome assembly.